Drosophila sulfurigaster albostrigata is the source of this 1072-nucleotide messenger RNA. RefSeq names its product zinc finger protein 236. Gene Ontology annotation, biological process: regulation of transcription by RNA polymerase II; epidermal cell differentiation. The coding region runs from base 81 to 1055 and encodes 324 amino acids. The transcript is spliced from 2 exons. The record is from RefSeq and is a predicted model, not a curated record. Lineage: Eukaryota; Metazoa; Arthropoda; Insecta; Diptera; Drosophilidae. Gene Ontology annotation, cellular component: nucleus. Gene Ontology annotation, molecular function: DNA-binding transcription factor activity, RNA polymerase II-specific; RNA polymerase II cis-regulatory region sequence-specific DNA binding; zinc ion binding.
UCUAAUAACAGCUGUUGAGUUAUUUUCAAAUGCAACAACAAUUGAGUAGCCGAAUUUUAUAACAAAAUUCAAUCAAAACAAUGAACAUUGAUUUACGUAAAUUGUGUCGCAUUUGUUUCGUGGACAACGCAGAUGUUGACAUCACGGACCACAAGGUAGUCACAGCAGGACAGAUAAACGAUACUGAUAUCGAAGAGGAGCACACAAUAUGCGAAAUAAUGCAGGCCAUGUUUCAUGACAUGACCCUAGACUUAACGUCGGAGCUGCCUAUGAUAUGCAAUGCCUGCCUCGAGGAAUGUCUGGUGCAUUACGCCUACUUCAGCAAACUGGCGAUUGCUAAUCGACAGCUGCGUCAACUCUACAACGAGGCACAGCUUGAGUUAAGCGAGCAGCGGGAGCAGCUACUUGAAGAGGAGGAGGAGGCGGAGCUAGAGUAUCAAGAGGAGGAGCAAACACUGGAGGAGGAACUCUCCACGCCACAAAUCCUGGAUGAGCCGCCGCGUCCCUCGCAGCGUUUGGCCAACGAAGAUUCGCUCAUAGUAUCCGAAUUUCUGCCCGCAACUGAACUUGAUGAGCAGGAACAAGCCGAAAUCGAUCAAAGUCAAUGUCAGAGUCGAAUGCGUUUUCCCAGCUUCGAACUACGGACGUUAGACUACGCGGCCGUCGAGCUAAAACACGACAAUCUCGACGAAUACAACGAAACGAAUCGCUGGCUGAACAGCGAACCCAGCGGGAGCAGCCAGGCCAUCUACAAGUGCAAAUACUGUCCUUUGGCUUACGCCUCGCAGCAGUUUCUCAAAACGCAUGUGCGACGAUCGCAUGUCUGCAAAUAUUGCACAACAGCGUUUGCCAAAGUCAAGGAUCUCAAUGCCCACAUCCGGGACAAGCAUGCGAACAGUCAUCAAUGUGUUGUGUGCUUGAACAGCUUCAGCACCAGCAGCAAUCUGCGUGCUCAUCUCAAGCGUAUGCAUGGUGUUCAAUUGCCUGCUCAGGUGGCGCUAUUGGACUAUCGACCAGCUCCCCAACGACGAAUCCCGUUAAAUAAUGAUGAAUAAAAAUUUGCUAAAUUUAA